CAUCCAUCCACAGCUCAUCGCCCGGCUGCCGCGGCUCGCGAGAGCAGCAACGUCUCCUCCCCCCAAAGCCAAACCAAACCCCCCGGGUUCCUUCCUUCCGUUCCGCCUCGCGCUCCCAAAGCCAAAACCGCGGCUCCCCCUUCCCCUGCCUCCCCUUCCCAGCAAUCCCCAGAACCCUAGAAUUCCCUCUCCCCCCGCCCCAUCGAAUGCGCGAAUCGCAGGCGUAGCGAGAUUCCCAUUUGCUGUGCCACUUGGGAGUUUCUCAAAGAACAGUCAGGUUACACAAGAUGAACACAGGAUUCAGCUCAGAGAUCUUUGCGCAGAAGCUUGCGAGGCUUAAUAUCUCACAACAGAGCAUAGAGACUUUAUCACAUUGGUGUGUCUUUCACCAUCGUCACUGCGAGCAAGUUGUUGAAACAUGGGAUAAAGAUUUUCACUCAGCUCCUCAAGAGAGAAAGAUAUUUCUGCUGUACCUCGCAAAUGAUAUUAUACAGAACAGUAAGAAGGAGGGCAUGAGGUAUAUAAGUGAAUUCUGGAAGGUCAUCGAGGCUGCUUUAGAUGACUUGUUCACCAAUGGUGAUGAUUUUGGAAGGAACGUUGUACAAAGACUGGUUAACAUAUGGGAGGAUCGCAAAUUGUUUGGCCCCCAAGGACAACUUCUGAAGGAAGAGUACACAAGAAAAUUCAAGGAGCUCAAGUCGAACAAAUCUGGUGGAGAGCUAGUGGAGAAGGUUAUCUCGAGCUACAAGCACAUGCUGAGCGCUCCUAUAGAUGAGGAUAAGUUAAUGCGGAAAUGCAACAGUGCUCUUAGCUUUGUUGACAAUCUCAACAAAGAAUAUGGAAACUCUCAUCCAGGGAGUAGCAAUGGAUCUGGCUUUGUGGAGGAGCUGCAGCAACAACAUAGUAUCCUGAGAAGCACCAUUGAACAAUUCAAAACGGCUGAAUCACUCAGAGCCACUCUGGUUUCUGAUUUGAAGGACUCACUUCAUGAGCAGGAGUUCAAAUUGGAACUAGUCAGGCACCAACUUCGGGCAGCUCAGGCCCGAUAUAAGAAAGCUGAUGAGGUCUGCCAGAAGCUUGGAAUAGAUACAGAAAGGCAGGAGCCAACUAAUAAAGCGCUUGACAAUGUUGGUUCUCUUGGGAAGGGACAAUCGGCUGCAGUGAUGUAUUCACAGGAAGGAGAUGGAGGUGAGCACGAGACCCUCAAUGGUAUUUUUUCUUCACAAGCCAUCAGGAACAACGUUGAGCAGAAAAUAGAAGAGCACUCUUCUGGUAAUAAGAGGCUGAAACUAGAGAAUGGUAUAUGUGUUCCUCAACCACAAGCACCCCCACCCCCACCCCCGUUCCCGCAUCCUGAUACAUUUGAACAGCCACCGCCGCCGCCUCAGUAUCCUCCAUCACCAGAGUCUAGCCCACCACCACCACCUUCAAUGCCGCCCCCAAUCCCACCACCACCGCCGCCGCCUACAACAAAUGAAUAUAUGCCAGUCCCUGCUGCUCCAAUGGCAGGAAUGAUGCCAUACAACGCUUUCCCACCAUUUCCUCCAUCUCUGAACUAUCCCAUGAUCAACAUGCCUCCACCUUUCCCUGUUGCUCCAAACUCUCAUCAAGGUCAAGGUUACUAUGGAUCAGGGGGUCAGUUCUACGGCCCUCCUUUCCCCUCGGCACCCCCGCAAUAAACAGAAAAUGAGAGUAGUUUCUUCACCAGCAGAUUAGUAGUGCCAGCCAGCAUAUGAGAUCUAUAUGAAACUUUGGGAAACUUGCGAUAGGUUUCAUCUUAUUGAAGAUGGGCAUGUGAUGAUUCAUCACCAUAUGUGUUGUGGAGUCUGGAAGGCUGUUGUACAUUUUAGUCAGUUAGUUAGAUAUUUAACUGUCUGGCUGUUCCUGUAAGUCAUGGAGUGGAAAAUCCAAAACUGUAGAUUCUGAAAUGCUUGGAUUCUGUUCUGUUAACCCAAGAAACCGGGAUUCUGACAGUCGAGGACGGUCGCUUGUCUAGCAUGACAUAUUUGUAGCUCAUUGUAGCCUGUGUUCUCUGCAAAGAUUAGCUGUCCUUGUGAUGGUAUCGGAAUUAUUAUUUUGUUCUGUUGAA
Molecule: messenger RNA, 2089 nt
Organism: Brachypodium distachyon (stiff brome)
Lineage: Eukaryota; Viridiplantae; Streptophyta; Magnoliopsida; Poales; Poaceae
Product: regulation of nuclear pre-mRNA domain-containing protein 1B
Exons: 8
Coding region: 288-1679 (463 amino acids)
Biological process (GO): mRNA 3'-end processing
Cellular component (GO): RNA polymerase II, holoenzyme
Molecular function (GO): RNA polymerase II complex binding
Source: RefSeq, a predicted model, not a curated record